CAUCCUCCGCCAACCAACUCUUUCAUCAACAAAACCACUUUUUUCAUCAAAUCUAUCAUCAAAAAUGGCUCGUACCAAGCAGACUGCCCGUAAGUCCACUGGUGGCAAGGCCCCCCGUAAGCAGCUCGCUUCCAAGGCCGCCCGCAAGGCCGCCCCCUCUACCGGAGGUGUCAAGAAGCCCCACCGCUACAAGCCCGGUACCGUUGCUCUCCGUGAGAUCCGUCGCUACCAGAAGUCCACUGAGCUCCUGAUCCGCAAGCUCCCCUUCCAGCGUCUGGUCCGUGAGAUCGCCCAGGACUUCAAGUCCGACCUCCGCUUCCAGUCCUCCGCCAUCGGUGCUCUCCAGGAGUCCGUUGAGGCCUACCUCGUCUCUCUCUUCGAGGACACCAACCUCUGCGCCAUCCACGCCAAGCGUGUCACCAUCCAGUCCAAGGACAUCCAGUUGGCCCGCCGUCUCCGUGGCGAGCGCUCGUAAUUUCUCUUUUCAACGAGCUGGUUUUCUGAAAGGCGAUCACGGGGUUUUGUUUUUAUCUUUUUAUCAUGACUACUGGCGAUACAUGAUGGGUUUGCUUUCAAAUAUCAAUGGGUUUCGGCACCGGGUUGCUUCGCAAUUUGCUUUUUUAUCGAUGCUACUGCUCACCAUCGAUUGAUGGGUCAGUCAUGGGCAUGUACAUUAU
This is a messenger RNA of Penicillium egyptiacum, 677 nucleotides long. Lineage: Eukaryota; Fungi; Ascomycota; Eurotiomycetes; Eurotiales; Aspergillaceae. The record is from the annotation of a GenBank genome assembly.